AUGUCUGGCGUCCGAUCCGUGGUACUGUUCUUGAUGCGCCACAAAAUAGCUGUGACCGACGCUCGGUCUCUUUCCAAAGAAGCAAAAAUCCACACUCGCUUCGUAUAUCCUGACCGGGAAAAGGGCUCUUACUCGAUCCAAAACAAAGGUGACAUCAAGUGGUACUUCAUCUCUGCUCAGGAACCUUCAGACGUCUUGUUGUUCAAGCAAUACGACUCUGAGAAUCCUGGUCAUGUUGUGGGGCACACAUCAAUCCUGGAUGAGAGGUUUGAUGGUCAGCCAGGGGUGGUGGCUAGAUGGAAUAUCGAGACGAGGUCUGUUGUGAUUCUCGAGUGA
This is a messenger RNA of Cryptococcus wingfieldii CBS 7118, 336 nucleotides long. RefSeq lists its product as hypothetical. The coding region runs from base 1 to 336 and encodes 111 amino acids. The record is from RefSeq and is a predicted model, not a curated record. NCBI's taxonomy places the organism in Eukaryota, Fungi, Basidiomycota, Tremellomycetes, Tremellales, Cryptococcaceae. The transcript is spliced from 3 exons. Gene Ontology annotation, molecular function: oxidoreductase activity.